Molecule: messenger RNA, 1632 nt
Organism: Python bivittatus (Burmese python)
Lineage: Eukaryota; Metazoa; Chordata; Lepidosauria; Squamata; Pythonidae
Source: RefSeq, a predicted model, not a curated record
GUUGCUGGGUUGGUUUUUUGGUUCAGCUGCUUUAAAAAAGAAACCAAUAUCCAACUGCAACAUUUUGUGCUUCAACUCAUACCCCCUUUUCAAAAGAGGAAGCCGAAGGGUGUCCCUUCCGGCUCCUCAAGCGAUGCCGCCCCAGGAGCUAUUGGAUUACUCGCCCACCUUGCGAAGAAGCAGCUGCCCCAGCAGAGGCAGCGGCUCAGAGCUGGGCAUCAAGUGUGUCCUCAUCGGGGAUGGAGCGGUGGGCAAAACCAGCCUGAUCGUCAGCUACACGACAAACGGAUACCCGGACCAGUACCAACCAACUGCCCUGGACACCUUCUCAGUUCAAGUCUUGGUUGAUGGUGCACCAGUUCGUAUCCAGUUGUGGGACACUGCAGGACAGGAAGACUUUGAUUGCCUCCGCUCUCUCUGUUACCCUGACACAGAUGUCUUCCUGGCCUGCUUCAGUGUUGUAAAUCCCACCUCCUUCCAAAAUAUUACAGAAAAAUGGAUUCCAGAAAUAAGAACUCACAAUCCCCAAACACCAGUGGUGCUAGUGGGAACACAGUCUGACCUGCGAGAUGAUGUCAAAGUGCUAAUCAGCUUGGACCGCUACCAUGUAAAACCUGUGCCGAGAACACAAGCCGAAGGCCUGGCGGAAAAAAUCCGGGCUCAGACUUAUGUAGAGUGCUCUGCUUUGACUCAAAAGAAUCUGAAGGAGGUUUUCGACACAGCCAUUGUUAGUGCAGUUGAGUACAAAGCCCAGCAGGAAAAGAAAAUGACAGCCAAAGGAAUCAAAACCCUCUCUAAAUGCCGAUGGAAGAAAUUCUUCUGUUUUGUCUGAAACUGACUCCAGUAAGGAAUGUUUGUAAGCCAAAGUGGCCUGGAGCCCAAGUUCUUGUUGGAUUAUGGUGAAACUUGCCUGGGAGACAGGAAGUAGAAGUGUAGCAUCAAAUGGUCCAUGCUACCUUCAAGCAUCUGGGAUGAUCUGAUGUUUUAUGUACUGAAUCCAGUAUUUAAAGAACAGCCAGGUUAAUUUAUAUAUAUAUUCCAGGCAAAAUUACCAGUUUUUAUGACUUUUGAAGGCUUCACAGCAUAUUAAUUAAACAAAUUAAUCAAAUCUGGGAAUAGUAGUCCCAACUUGCCUAGAGGGCACCUGAACAGGGAAGGUUGAAUGAAACUUGAUUUAAAGCUUGAGUUAUAAAUUUGAGAGUUAUAUCUCAUUUUUGAGUCAUAAUAACAGAUAGAGGGGUUUCUCAAUGCAGAACUAAAACUUCAAUUUCAAUCCUACUUAAAAAGGAAGUGAAAUAAGUUCUCAAGAUACAACUCAGGACUGUUCCAUGUUUGGGGUGAAGAGUGUGUGGCUGUGUCCCAUGCUUAAAACAACAAAAUAUUUCCCAGUGAAUUUAUGGGGGAAAAUACCAAUGGCUCCAAAAAGCCAGUGUGAUAUAGGGCUAUUCUAAGAACAUUUGGACUCUACUGGAUGACUGUGAAAAGCAUAUCAUGAACUGACAUAUAGUAGAAAAUAUGUGUUUAUAUGUAUGUGUAUGUGUUUGAGUGCGGAAGAAUUUCUGAACAUUUUCAACAGGAAUGUAGCCUGUGCAUCCACUGAAAAGGUUGAUGCACGAUUUGCUCUGAUGUAAA